AUGCACUUACAUACUGAUAACUACAACAGCAACAAAGGAAAUACUGAGAAGCCGGCCGGGACGGGAGUUUGUGUCCUGUGCGAGCUGCUUCCCUGGGCCUGGGCUGUUCCCAGCAAGGAGCCUCUUUGCUUGCAGGAGCCCGUGAGCUUUGCGGAGGUGGCCGUGUAUUUCAGCAGGGAGGAGUGGGCGCUGCUGGACCCUGCGCAGCGAGCGCUCUACCGGGACGUGAUGCUGGAGACGUACCAGUGCGUGGCCUCGCUGGCUCCACUUCCAGCCCCCAAACCCAUGCUGAUCUCCCUGCUUGAAGGAAGGGAAGAGCCCUGGAUCCCAGAUGUGCGUAGCCCUGAGGCCGUGCCAGGAGACCUCAGCCCAGGAACUCGGAUUACAGAUAUACUGGAGGAUCUGCAUCAAAGUGGAGUGGCUGAAAGGCGUUUGGGUAGUGUCUGUGUGGAAGAAAUGAGAAGGGAUGUCCGAGGAGGCCUGGAGCAAGGCCAAGGUGAGCACACCAAGAAGCCACUGGGAAAGAUAGGAAGGUGCCCACUGGACUACAACACAGGUCAAAAGGGGCCUGAAGAACCCAGGAGCAAGGAUGUGUGCCAGAAGAAAAAGCAGAAUCCAUGCACAGAGUGUGGAAAUAGCUUUGAAAAAGAUUCCUGCAUCGUUAACCACCAGUGCAGACGCUCAGCAGUGAGUCCAUACAAGUGCUCUGAGUGUGGGAAGAGCUUCAAAAAGAGAUCCCAACUCACCUACCACCAACGCAUCCACACAGGAGAGAGACCCUUCGGGUGCUCAGAGUGUGGGAAGAGCUUGAAAAGCAGUUCUGAUUUAAAGAAGCACCAGCGCAUCCACACAAGGGAGAGACCCUACAAGUGCUCUGAGUGUGGGAAGAGCUUCUCAAAGAGUUCCCACCUCAGCUAUCACCAGUGCUUUCACACAGGAGAGAGACACUACAAGUGCUCUGAGUGUGGGAAGAGCUUCAAAAGCAGUUCUGAAUUGAAGAUACACCAGCGUGUACACACAGAGGAGAGACCCUUUCAGUGCUCUGAAUGUGGGAAGAGCUUCAAAAGCCGUUCCCACCUCACCUGCCACCAGCGCUUCCACACAGGGGAGAGAGCCUACAAAUGCUCUGAGUGUGGGAAGAACUUCAAAAGCUGUUCUGAUUUGACGCGGCACCAGCGCAUCCACACAGGAGAGAGACCCUACAAGUGUCCAGAGUGUGGGAAGAGCUUCAAAAGCAGAUCUAAUCUCAACACCCACAAGCACAUCCAC
Molecule: messenger RNA, 1269 nt
Organism: Meleagris gallopavo (turkey)
Lineage: Eukaryota; Metazoa; Chordata; Aves; Galliformes; Phasianidae
Source: RefSeq, a predicted model, not a curated record